Molecule: messenger RNA, 1782 nt
Organism: Drosophila hydei
Lineage: Eukaryota; Metazoa; Arthropoda; Insecta; Diptera; Drosophilidae
Gene: par-6
Product: partitioning defective protein 6
Exons: 4
Coding region: 249-1346 (365 amino acids)
Biological process (GO): centrosome cycle
Molecular function (GO): protein binding
Source: RefSeq, a predicted model, not a curated record
CGCGAUGUCUCGAUGUUUUUUUUACACAAACGCCAACGCAUAAUUUAGUUUUAGUUUAGAAUCUUUUCGAAUUAUAAUUUAUUAUACAAUUUGUUUUUAACUUAACUGGGCACCAACAAGUUUGGCUGUCGCCGCGACGGCAACUUGAAUGAACACGCACUACAGCACCUGUGCGUUAGUGUUGUUGCUGUAAAAAUUGUGUGUGUGCAAUUGGAAGUGGGCAAAGAAAAUAUAUAUAAAAAGCAAAAAUGUCGAAGAAUAAAAUAAACACAACUGCAGCGAUGGCAGCAAACGCUGAUACCAAUCUAAUUGAAGUGAAAUCAAAGUUCGAUGCGGAGUUCCGACGCUGGAGCUUUAAACGUCACGAGCCGGAACAAAGCUUCGAUAAGUUCUCCUCGCUGAUCGAACAGCUGCACAAAUUGACCAAUAUACAAUUUCUAAUACUCUACAUUGAUCCGUGCGACAACGAUCUGUUGCCCAUCAACAACGAUGACAACUUUGGGCGUGCCCUGAAAACGGCGCGACCACUGCUACGCGUCAUAGUGCAGCGUAAAGAUGAUUUGAACGAGUAUUCAGGCUUUGGCACGAUGAAGCCGCGCAAUUUAAUUGGCAGCAUACUUGGCCAUACGCCCGUUAAGACCAAAGCACCAUCCAUAUCCAUACCGCACGAUUUCCGCCAAGUGUCGGCCAUCAUUGAUGUGGACAUUGUACCAGAGACGCAUCGACGUGUCCGCCUGCUCAAGCAUGGCAGCGACAAGCCGCUUGGCUUUUAUAUACGCGAUGGCACUUCGGUGCGUGUGACGGCCAACGGAUUGGAGAAGCAGCCGGGCAUCUUUAUCUCACGUCUAGUGCCUGGUGGAUUGGCUGAGAGCACUGGCUUACUCGCUGUCAACGACGAAGUCAUCGAGGUCAAUGGCAUUGAGGUGGCAGGCAAGACGCUGGAUCAGGUAACCGAUAUGAUGGUAGCCAAUAGCUCAAAUUUGAUCAUCACUGUGAAGCCAGCCAAUCAGCGCACUCUGACCUCGACACACCGUGGCUCCUUUUCAAGAAAUAGUCAGCUAUCAAGCGGUUCACAUCAUACAAAUCAUACCAAUACAUCCGACGAGCUGGAGCACGAUGAUCAGGAUGAUAUUGUUGAUCUAACUGGUGUAACGCUCGACGAGAGUCCCAUCGGUGGCAACGGGGGAGGAGCUGCAGCAACAUCAGCAGGAGGUGUUACAGUAAACACCAACAACAGCAACAGUCAACCAGUGUCCUCGUCGCCGUCCAUGCAUCAUAAACAAGCUGCCUCGAAUGCAUCCACAAUUAUGGCCAGCGAUGUCAAGGAUGGAGUUCUGCAUUUGUAAUACAGCUGCGAGAAGAUGCAAAUCACAUGAUCAAAUGAUAAAAAAGACAAAACACACACAUACAAACAAACACACACACACACAUGUUUAAUAUAUAUGUUACAUAUGCAACACACACAAACACACAUUCCACAUUUCGUCUAACGUUUCCAUUUCCAAAUUUGUUGUGCACAGACAUUUGUUUAUUUUUAAUUCAUAUUUUUCAUAAGCAUUAAUGUCCUUGUUAAACAUAUAUACAAACAUAUAUAUAUAUAUUUAUAUAUAUCGAUAUGAGAUGUGUUACACUAGUUAAAGUGAGAUAGACAGAGAGAGAGAGAGGGCGAAGAAUCUUCCAAUUAGCUACGCCCACAAGCUCGAAACAUUGCAUUCCAUAUAUGUACACCCACACACAAACACACACACACACACACAUGUACUUACUACUUAAAAACUUAAG